Spirometra erinaceieuropaei is the source of this 2783-nucleotide messenger RNA. The record is from the annotation of a GenBank genome assembly. Lineage: Eukaryota; Metazoa; Platyhelminthes; Cestoda; Diphyllobothriidea; Diphyllobothriidae.
AGCGUCGUCUGCGCGGGGGAAACGUACGAUCAACCGCUCUCCCGAGACCCCUCAUCGAAACUCGACUACCUCGCUCUUUUCCACUCCGGCAUUGUCUACCUCUUUCGUCGCCUUCUCCUCUGACGACGGCCCGUCAGUCAAGAGAGCUCGUAAGAGUUCGAGUAGGACUCACACGUAAGUCCCCCCCCACUCCCACCACCUGUGGACGAUUUCUUAUUCCUUGGCCGAUUUAGUGAGUCGCUUCUCUACCAACAAGUUGCCUGACCCGGCACUUCGCGACUUGCUCUGAGUCCUUAUCAGGCCCUCACCUUAUCAGACGCAGUUCAUAAAAGCUUGUCACUAUCCUUAUUUGUGGGGGUUAUGACACACAAUUGUGCGAUCUCUCGCCAACUGGGAUAGGGGCAUCUGGGCGACUUUGAAAUGCAGUGAAUGAAGCGUCUUAUUUGGUAGGUUUGACAUCGCAUGAUGCACCGCAUCGUUGAUUUAUGACAGUUUGACCGUCGCGAACCCUGACAUCCAUCUCUACCCCCACAAGAUGGGUGUUUUGUCAACUUGCUAUUGAGUGAAUCAGGCCUGCGCUAGGUCUACUGCACUCUCGCCUCCCUCACCCACUUUGCUUCCACGACGGAGCAAUGUCAAGACGAUCUAGUUACUAGAACUCAUUCGUUAGCAGAUCACGUCGUCUGUAGAUUUUACACUCGAAGAAAGGGUAUAUGAAGGUUUUGGAAAAUUUGUCUAGCUGCCGAAUAAUUUUGAGCAGCCAGAUCAGCCGUUUAGCGAUUUCAGUCUACAGGGUGUUUACUUUCCGCGUAAGGAAAAUCAUAUAUUCCUCUAUCCCUCUGAGAAGAUACCAUGUACAGCCCAUAGAAUUUAGCAAUGGAUGCGGACCAUGCUGCGUACUUAAUCAGGAGCAUUAAUAAACGGACGCGUAGGAUACUGCGUGAACGGACGCUUCACGGUCUGAAAAAAUCCCACAAUUAGAAACGUUUCAAACCGAAAGGUACUCAUUCUUCGGGCAUAAAGUGCGAGACGAUGUGCAUGUUUUUUAUAAAAUUUACAGUGUGUGACCGAUCUCAUGAAAUGUUGGCUAAAAUUCUGAAAUGCGUUUUCGAUUAGGAAGGAUUACUUGGUUGCGGCUGUGAUACUGAUUAUCUUAAGGCAUACUCUUAUAACAUUUCGGACUCGGCAAGCUGUCGGCUUUUAAAUGCCCUUGUUUUCAAUCUCCUGUAGAAAGCGUACUCGGUAAAAAAUGACUACUUAAGUAGCAUGCAUUUUUCCCAUUGAUUUUCGAUGGUCUUGGAAAUUCAAAUAUUUUAUAGAAACCACAAACGAAAAUAUGCUUCCUUUUAAUCAAUCGAUAGAGAAUCACGUCUUCUUGAUAUUUUAUACUUAAGGAAGGAGUAAAAUCAGGUUUUAAAAAAGUUUUCUAAUUGCCGAUUAAUUUGGAGCCUGAUCGUUCGUUGCAUCAGCGUUUAGUGGGUUCAAUCUAAAAGGUGCAUACUUUCCGCAUAAAGAAAAUCACAUAUUUUUCUAUGUCAUUAAAGAGAUAUCAUACAGAGUCCAUAAAAUUUUGCAACGGAUGCGGACCAUGUAGUACAUUUCGUGAGGAUCAGUGGUAAACGUCCACGUACGAUGCUAUGUGAAUGGACAUUUCGCGGUCUUAAAAGUCUCAUAAUUGGAAACUUUUUUAAAACCUGAUUACACUUCUUCCUUAAGUAUAAAAUAUAAAGAAGACGUGAGUCUCUAUUGAUUGACUAAAAGAAAGCAUAUUUUUGUUCGUGGUUUCUAUAAAAUAUAUUUGAAUUUUCAAGACCAUCGAAAAUCAAUGGAAAAAAUGCAUGCUACUUAAGUAGUCAUUUUUUUACCGAGUACGCUUUCUACAGGAGAUUGAAAACAAGGGCAUUUAAAAGCCGACAACCUGCCGAGUCCGAAGUGUUAUAAGAGUAUGCCACAAGAUAAUCACUAUUGCAACCGCGACCAAGUAAUCCUUCCUAAUCGAAAACGCAUUUCAGAAUUUCAGCCAACAUUUCAUGAGAUCGGUCACUCACUGUAUUUGAAUUUUAUGGGGUACCGAAGGCCAGUGUUUAGAAUGCACACUACUUAAGUAGUCAUUUUUUUACCGAGUGUGGUUUAUAAAUGAGGUCGCAAAGAAGUGCAUUCACAAGCCAACAUUCUGGCGAGUCCGAAAUGCUAUGGGAUUAUACCGCAUAAAAAUUAAUAUUACAACCCCACCUAAGUAGCUUUUUCCUAAUUGAAAGUGUAUGUCAGACUUUCGGCUAACACUUCAUGAGAUCGGUCACUGACUGCAGUUACCACCACACACGUGCCAGGCUUUGUUUAAGGCGGAGGUCUCUCGGAUGUCGGGUUGGUGGUGGUAACUCGGCCGAAUUAUCACGACAGUUGGCAACCUUCCAAAUCAGGAGUUUCAGCGCGUCCCUAUAUGGACUCAAGCAUGUCAGCUUUACUGUAGUGAGGCGUGCGCUGAUUUGCCGUGAGAACGGAUCUCCCAGCAGCAGCAGCAGCAGCAGCAGCAGCAGCAGCAGCAGCAGCAGCAGCAGCAGCAGCAGCAGCAGCAGCAGCAGCAGCAGCAGCAGCAGCAGCAGCAGCAGCAGCAGCAGCAGCAGCAGCAGCAGCAGCAGCAGCAGCAGCAGCAGCAGCAGCAGCGGCAGCAGCAGCAGCAGCAGCAGCAGCGGCAGCAGCAGCAGCAGCAACAACAGCAGCAGCCUCCUAACCCCCACUCUUCCCUCUGCCGCGCCCCUUCGGGUCAAGUCGGUUGGGAAUGA